AUGCUUGUAGCAAUUUUAUCGUUUUUUGCCAUUUUAAUAAUUGUCGACUAUGUUUGGAAGAGAAAAACGAAUCAAUUGCUUAAAAACAUACCUGGACCUCUAGACUUGCCCAUACUUGGCUCUGCGUGGUUGCAUUUGAGUGCCAAACCCGAUGGUAGUGCCGCCCAUUGCAUUCUAUAUUCGCUUGAACCCUCUGAACUGAAUGUGAAUAUUUUUGAUUUUACAGAGCUACUGAAAUUGGCCUACUAUGUGACCACCAAUUAUGGUCGUGUGGUUAAAUCUUGGGUACUGCAUAUCCAUGCUCUGUUUGUCAGCGACCCCAAGUAUAUACAGGCCAUUCUUAGCCAUCCAACUGAAAUAAAGAAGAAUCGCAUGUAUUCCCUGCUGGAUAAGUGGUUGGGAGAAGGUUUGCUCACAAGCCAUGGCCCCAAAUGGCUGGCACGUCGCCGGGCCAUAACACCAGCCUUUCAUUUUCAAAUAUUGGAUAACUUUGUGAAUAUUUUUGACCAACAGGCGGCAAUAUUCGCUAGCAAAUUGGGCAAAAAUUCUGCGGAGAAAAAUACCAGCCUUGAGGAAAUUACCAGCGCCGCUAUGAAUUACACUGUUGAUGUUGAACAUUUUAUAGCUUUGGCCACACUGGAUGUAAUAUGUGAAACAGCAAUGGGGGUAAAGAUUAACGCUCAAACCGAUGAACAGUGCCAAUAUGUUCAGAACCUAAUCGAAUAUCGCAAGGUGAUGGGCGCUCUGCACAGUUUUACGGAAAAUAUAAUAAAGGAAAGAAGAAGAGAAAUGCUAAACAACCUUCAGGCCGGAAAUAAUGACAAACACAGCGACAAAACAUUGGAAACGGAGGCAACCUCAGUGUAUGGGCAAAAAAAGCAACGAAUGGCUCUAUUGGAUAUUUUACUUUCGUCGACCAUUGAUCAGCAGCCCCUAACAGAUCAAGAUAUACGCGAAGAGGUAGACACCUUUAUGUUUGAAGGUCAUGACACAACCAAGAGUGGUAUCGGCUUUACUUUAUUCUGCUUGUCACGCAAUCCGGAAGUCCAGAAAAAGUUAUAUGAGGAAUUGAAGGAAGUCAUAGGCGUGGAUGUGUCAGCUCCGUUGACAUAUAAUAAGCUGAUGGAUAUGAAAUAUAUGGAUAAGGUCAUAAAAGAAUCGUUGCGCAUGUAUCCACCUGUACCAUUUAUUGGCAGGCAAUUGGUCCAGGAUUUGUAUAUAGACUUAUCGAUUUUUCUAUGCUACACCAGUAUUGCGAUAAAGGCAGAUAUAAUUUAG
Molecule: messenger RNA, 1278 nt
Organism: Stomoxys calcitrans (stable fly)
Lineage: Eukaryota; Metazoa; Arthropoda; Insecta; Diptera; Muscidae
Product: cytochrome P450 4d2
Exons: 4
Coding region: 1-1278 (425 amino acids)
Molecular function (GO): iron ion binding; oxidoreductase activity, acting on paired donors, with incorporation or reduction of molecular oxygen; heme binding
Source: RefSeq, a predicted model, not a curated record